Messenger RNA from Daldinia childiae, 1290 nucleotides. RefSeq names its product putative nonselective cation channel protein. NCBI's taxonomy places the organism in Eukaryota, Fungi, Ascomycota, Sordariomycetes, Xylariales, Hypoxylaceae. The record is from RefSeq and is a predicted model, not a curated record. The transcript is spliced from 5 exons. Bases 1 to 1290 code for a protein of 429 amino acids.
AUGAUGGCGGACUUCACUCUGCUUACGGCCCUGGCAGCCUGGUGCUUUUGUGGAUUCCUGCUCUCUAUGGUAUGGCUCGCAGAAGGGCGCCACAAUAUCGUGACAAUCAGUAAAUGGAUGCUGUGGAUUUGGUUCGGUUUGGAUGGCACUGGUAUUUCACGUUCUGGGGAAUUUCACUGGCUUCUAGGACCGACCUUGAUGGUCACAUUCGCGUUCCUGGGUAACACACUAUUCCUAACAAUAUUGGUCUCGAUGCUCUCGAAUACUUUUGGUACUAUUGUCUCCAAUGCUACCGCCGAGAUCCAGUUUCGAAAAGCGGUCUUGACGCUCGAGGGUGUGAAAAGCGACGCGAUAUUCGCCUACCAACCUCCAUUUAACAUCAUUGCCCUAUUCGUAUUAGUUCCGAUGAGAUUCUUUGUCAGUCCUCGUUGGUUCCACAAGAUUCACGUAGCAACCGUCAGAGCAAUCAAUCUACCGGUACUACUCCUCAUCGCCGGGAUCGAGAGGCAACUCCUAUGGUCAGAUACGGAAUUGGUGGAAUACCCGACAGAACAGCUACCAAAGAAACGCCGUUCCCGGAGCUGGUUUUGGGAGAAAUGGAGGAUAACAAGCCAUGGGGACAUCCAGGCUGUUUUUGAUAUUCCUCCACCGGAUUCAGUUGAACACGACAUUGCAGUCGACGAUGAGCUAACACAUCAUAUGAUCAGAAGACAGUUUGCUCGACAGCAAAGUUCGACGCUAGUAGAGUCGAGUAAAAACCAAGACAACGAGUCGAAUCAACCGCCACCACCUAAAACGCCGAGCCGCAGGGAUUCUAUAGCCCCAUAUGGGAUGCUAACAGACCAGAUACGUUCCAUCAUGAGUGAAUCGUCCGAGAUCGAGGAUCUAUCAAGCCGUUUAGGCACAUUAGAGAACACCGCCUCGAGGAUCGAGGAGAUGCUAGCAAGGCUAUGUAACGAGAAUAGUGGUGGUGGCGAUGGUAAUGCCGGAAACACCUCGGAGCAGAGGGUCGAUGAUGAUUUCCGCAGUCGCUGCUGCAGGCACCACUGGCUGCAGAUCUGGCAGCCGUGCUAUCCAGGCAUGGGGUUCAACACGUGCAGCAUGUUUGGCGACGGCGUCGCGCGCGAGCCCGCGAGCAUUGCUGACGCGACGGGCUUGUGUCCUGCUUGUCGCUUCUCGGGCUGCUACGACAAAAACAUGACUCGCAUGAUCAUGGAUAUUAAGAGUCGCUGGCGCUGGGGGUUCGGCCCGAGUAAAUACGAUCCGGGAUGCGAGUGCGCUGUUAUGUGA